GCACGCGCUGCGACAGCGGCCUGUGGGGACCACGACGCGCUGGGGAGCAGGCGCUGGUGGCAGGGAGAAGCUCAAGAUGCUUGGGGAGACAAAGGGACUGAGCCGCGGAGGCAGGAACAGAGUCCGGCCCCGCGCACAGCCCGAGCCCUCCGAGGACACGCGGGGGCGCAGGCGGCCGGGGCGGGCGGGCACCCCGGGCGCCGCCGGCCCGGCGGAGGGGUUCGGGCGGCCCCAGCGCCCUCGGGGCGGGGCGCGGCGCUCUGCCCGCUGUCCCCCGCGCUCGCCUAGCGCACCGUCGCAGCAUGGGGUCCGUCAACUUCGAGCUGAUUUUUGAUCACGUGGGUCACUUCGGCAGAUUCCAGAUGUUCCUCUAUUUCUUAUGUGCCUUCCAAAACAUCGCAUGUGGUAUCCACUACUUGGCUUCUGUGUUCCUGGUAAUUACCCCAUAUCAUACCUGCAGGCCCCCAGGCAAUGCGAGUCGGGUUCUUUUCCACAAUCUGUCUAGUUGGAAUUUGGAGGACACAUUGGCACUGUGGUCUCCAGGCCAGAAAGAUUACAUUAUAGUGCAGCUGCAGAAUGGUGAGAUCUGGGAGCUCUCAAUGUGUAACAGGGUCAAGAGGGAAAACAUGUCGAGUUUGAACUAUGAAUACAGCGGCAGGAGGACCAAAUUUCCUUGUGUGGAUGGCUAUAUAUAUGACCAUCGAAAGUGGAAAAGCACCGUGGUGACCGAGUGGAAUCUGGUCUGUGAGCGAAAAUGGUUCGCAGCGCUGAUCCAGCCCCUGUUUAUGUUUGGAGUCCUUGUGGGAGCGGCGACUUUUGGCUACAUUUCUGACAGGCUAGGACGACGAGUGGUCCUGUGGUCCACAAGCACUGCCAUAUUUUUGUUUGGAAUAGCAGUGGCGUUUACAGCUGAUUAUUACAGCUUCAUAGCUGUGCGCUUUUUUCUUGCCAUGUCUGCAAGUGGUUAUCUCGUGGUGGCGUUUGUCUACGUGAUGGAAUUUGUCGGAAUGAAGUCUCGGGCGUGGGCCUCUAUCCAUUUGCAUUCCUUUUUUGCAAUUGGAACAAUGGUGGUGGCCUUCACAGGCUACUUGGUCAGGACCUGGUGGAUUUAUCAGAUGAUCCUCUCCACAGUGACUGUCCCCUUCGUCCUGUGCUGUUGGAUGCUCCCAGAGACACCUUUUUGGCUUCUCUCAGGGGGAAGAUACAAGGAAGCACAAAAGAUAGUUGAUAUGAUUGCCAAGUGGAACGGGGUGAGCUCCUGUAAACUGUCGGAACUUUUAGCUCUGGAUGAUCCCGUUCGCAGUAGCUCCCCGGAAAUUAAGACAAACAACGUGUUAUAUCUGUUCUAUGACUGUACCGUGUCAACAAGGACGCUUAUCGUUUGGCUAAUUUGGUUCACGGGGAGUUUGGGAUUCUACUCCUUUUCCUUUAAUUCUCUUAAUUUAGGAGGCAAUGAAUACUUAAACCUCUUCCUCCUGGGUGCAGUGGAAAUUCCUGCCUACACCUUCGUGCACAUGGGGAUGGACAAGGUGGGGAGAAGAAACGUCCUGGCCUUCUCCCUUUUCUCCAGUGCACUGACGUGUGGUGUGAUUAUGGUGAUCCCCCGGAAUUAUUUUAUUUGGAGUGUGGUGGCAACUAUGGCUGGAAAAUUUGCCAUCGGGGCAGUGUUUGGCCUUAUCUAUCUUUAUACGGCUGAGCUGUAUCCAACCGUUGUAAGGUCGCUGGCCGUGGGGAGCGGCAGCAUGGUGUGUCGCCUGGGCAGCAUCCUGGCCCCGUUGUUCGUGUACUUCAGCAGCGUGUGGAUCUUCAUACCGCAGUUGCUUGUUGGGCUUACAUCCUUUAUAAGUGGAAUGCUAACACUAAAGCUUCCAGAAACCCUUGGGAAGCCGCUGGCAACUACUUGGGAGGAGGCUGCACAACUGGAGUCAAAAAAUUAUACAAGUUCAAUGAAAAGACAUUCUGUAACUAGGAGUACUGAGUUGGAAAAACCAGAAGCGAUUAACCCCAGGAAUAAAUGUGCCACUGGAGCUGUCUAGCACCUGAAGUAUUGUUUACGUUAAUGUCUUAGUAUUAGAGGGUUGUUAUUCUCAUCUCCUGCAUGUUGUUAUGUGUGUGUUUUUUUAAUUUUGUAAGAAAGUUUUAAAACAAUUGUUUUUGUAAAAGUAAAAGAAAUAAAAAAAAA
Molecule: messenger RNA, 2182 nt
Organism: Nycticebus coucang (slow loris)
Lineage: Eukaryota; Metazoa; Chordata; Mammalia; Primates; Lorisidae
Gene: SLC22A16
Product: solute carrier family 22 member 16
Exons: 8
Coding region: 303-2036 (577 amino acids)
Biological process (GO): transmembrane transport
Cellular component (GO): membrane
Source: RefSeq, a predicted model, not a curated record